AUGAUUCCUCAGCUUUCAGCUCUCUUGCUCGCCGGUGCGCUCUCGGUUGUAGCCCUCCCCACAGAGUCGCUAUCCAAGCGUGCUGAUCCCAAAGCUGUGUUUGCACAUGUUAUUGUUGGGAACACAUACAACUACAAUAUCGAUAAAUGGAAGUCGGACGUCUUACUGGCAUCGUCCAAGGCUAUAGAUGCAUUCACUAUGAAUGUUGGUCGCGACGAUUGGCAGCCCGCUCGAGUAAAGGAUGCGUACAAUGCCACGCAACAGGUAGCCCCUAACUUUAAGCUCGCACCCAAACCGGUAUACAUACAAUGGAAGAUGUUCCUGUCGACGUUCGCCGGUCAAUCGUGCACAUUCGGUCAAGGCAGUGCGUCUGCGGGAUGGAAAUGGCUAGUCAAUAAUGCCGGGACGCCGUUGUACUUUAUUCCCAACGUACAGAUUGAUGAUGCGACCCAGCUAUCUACGACCUGGAGCUUCAUCGAUGGAUACAAGCUCUGGAAUGCCUGGCCAAGGUCCGCCACGGAUGGAAACCAGUGGGAUGAUGACGCAUGGUGGAUGUCUAAUGUGAAAGGAAAAGGUUACUUGACACUCGUAUCGCCCUGGUUCUUCAUCCACCGUCCUGGUGGAAACCCUGAAAUCAACAACCGCUAUCUGCGUGGAGAUAAUUUCGAGUAUCGUCAACGCUGGCAGCAACUGAUCUCGAACCGCGGCUCGCUGCCAUUCGUCGAAGUCGCAACAUGGAACGACUAUGGCGAGUCGCACUACAUUGGACCCAUGUCUGGCGCCUGGCCGUCUGACGUCAAAUACAUUACUCCAAACAAUGACCACCAAGCAUGGGCGGACUACACUUGGUACUACGCUACGUGGUGGAAGUCGGGUGCGGCUCCUACAAUUGGUACCGAUCGUGUGUAUAUGUGGGCUCGACCUCACCCGAAGAACGCGACGGUAUGCUCCAGCGAUGGGGUUGGAGCUGUAUUAAACGCAAACUGGGCUGACGACCUUCUUUACAUCUCUCUGUUCUUGAAAUCACCUGCCCAAGCAUACUGCUAUUCUGGUGGAAAAAACUCUGGAACGAAGAGUCUGAGUACAGGUGUUAAUGAGUUUACUGUACCACUCUCUGCAGGUGGAGUUGGGUGCACGGUGACUCGUAACGGUGUCACGAUCAUCAACUAUAAGCCGACAGACUUUACAUACAGCACAUCUCCAUCUGUUUGCAAUAUGAACGCUUGGACUGGAUUGCUUCGCGGAUAA
Messenger RNA from Rhizoctonia solani, 1248 nucleotides. Its product is annotated as alpha-1,3-glucanase. The record is from RefSeq and is a predicted model, not a curated record. The transcript is spliced from 10 exons. NCBI's taxonomy places the organism in Eukaryota, Fungi, Basidiomycota, Agaricomycetes, Cantharellales, Ceratobasidiaceae. Gene Ontology annotation, molecular function: glucan endo-1,3-alpha-glucosidase activity. The coding region runs from base 1 to 1248 and encodes 415 amino acids.